UACAGAUAAGUACAGCUGUGCAAUUUACACAAUCCGUACCCGCACUGCGAGACCGAGACAUACAUGCAAUAAGCCAAUAGCGCAUUUCUCUCCAAGUUGUCCCGUCCAAUUCCAUUCCCUCCACUUGCCCCCUUUGCGUCUAUAUAUAUAUGUCUUUAGUCGUUGGUUCCUUCUGUUUCAUCCUGUUCUUUCCUCCAGAUCACCCCCAGGUUCCAUCUCUUCAUGGUUUCCAAAAGUCCCAUAAUAUUAGCAUGGGGUUCAGGAGAAGAUGGCCAGUUGGGCAUUAGAAAGGAUGAAGAGAAAGAUUGGGUUUGCACAGUUGACGCUCUCAAGACUGAGAACGUUUGUUCAGUUGUCGCCGGGAGUAGAAACUCACUCGCCAUAUGUAAAGAUGGAAAGCUAUUUACGUGGGGAUGGAACCAAAGAGGCACCUUAGGCCACCCACCAGAAACCAAAACCGAGAACAUUCCCAGCCAGGUUAAAGCUCUUGCUAACGUGAAGAUUGUUCAGGCAGCUAUCGGUGGGUGGCAUUGUUUGGCGGUCGAUGAUCAAGGCCGAGCUUAUGCCUGGGGUGGUAAUGAGUAUGGACAAUGUGGUGAAGAACCUGAGCGGAAAGAUGAUAACAGUCCGACUCUUAGGAGAGAUAUAGUGAUUCCACAGAGAUGCGCCCCAAGGCUUUCGGUUCGCCAGGUAGCUGCUGGAGGUACUCAUUCUGUUGUGCUUACCCGUGAAGGACAUGUAUGGACAUGGGGCCAACCAUGGCCUCCUGGAGAUAUAAAACAGAUAUCCACUCCAGUACGAGUACAAGGGCUUGAAAAGGUGAGGCUUAUUGCAGUGGGUGCAUUUCAUAAUUUGGCUUUAGUAGAAGAAGGAACAUUGUGGGCAUGGGGCAACAAUGAAUAUGGGCAACUUGGAACUGGGGACACACAACCAAGAUCACAACCUAUCUCUGUUCAGGGACUGUCUGGUCUUACUUUGGUUGAUAUUGCUGCAGGAGGAUGGCAUUCUACUGCAUUGACAGAUGAAGGAGAGGUAUAUGGUUGGGGAAGGGGUGAGCAUGGUAGACUUGGAUUUGGAGAUGACAAGAGCAGUAAAAUGGUGCCCCAGAAGGUCCAACUCCUUGUUGGGGAGGAUAUAGUGCAGGUGUCAUGUGGAGGAACACAUUCAGUUGCAUUGACACGUGAUGGACGUAUGUUUUCUUUUGGGCGUGGAGAUCAUGGACGCCUCGGAUACGGGAGGAAAGUAACUACCGGUCACCCGAUGGAAGUGCCAAUAAACCUCCCACCCCCAAAGCAUGGUACUGAUGGACGUUGGUGUGCAAAGCUUGUUGCUUGCGGUGGACGCCAUACUUUAGCAAUAGCCACAUGGCAGGCAGCCUGAUGUAUCACAAUAGAUGCUGUGAAUGAUGUCAAUUGUCAAGGCUUCAAGAGUACAGUACACAGUCAAGUCAAGGCUUCAAGAGUACACCACCAACUAGGAAAUAGAUGCUGUCUUUUGGAGGCUUGUUUGGAGAACACUACAGUCAAGUUGUAAGAAGCAGCCUAAAUUUGUAAACACAAGGGACCGGUUAAUAUAUUUACAUGGAUAUAUGUUUUUUGCCAGGAGGCUUGAAUAUAAUCUAUAAAUUGAGAUGGUGGGAACCAAUGUUCAAAAAACCAA
Messenger RNA from Nelumbo nucifera (sacred lotus), 1659 nucleotides. Its product is annotated as ultraviolet-B receptor UVR8-like. Lineage: Eukaryota; Viridiplantae; Streptophyta; Magnoliopsida; Proteales; Nelumbonaceae. The record is from RefSeq and is a predicted model, not a curated record.